Molecule: messenger RNA, 858 nt
Organism: Rotaria sp. Silwood1
Lineage: Eukaryota; Metazoa; Rotifera; Eurotatoria; Philodinida; Philodinidae
Source: the annotation of a GenBank genome assembly
AUGAACAUGAGCAAAAAACAAGAAGAAGAAAAAAAAAUUUUCCAACGAUGGUAUUGGCUAGAAAAAAGACGAAGAAAAAGAAAAAGAAGAAACAAUAUUAUCAUUCAACAAUCGAACAUUCGUAGUGGAAGUGUAGUUCGAUCUACACCACCAUCACCAUCAUUAUGGUGGUCGUCGACAAGUUUAAUAUGUCAUCUUAAAAGUCGACAUCAUUUUAAUAAAAUUUGUAUUGAAAAUAAAUGGCAAUGGAUAAAAACAAAUUCAACAACAGUUUUAAUCAAUAAUAAUCAACAAAUUUUAUUUCAUCCAAGAAUAAGUUCAUCAACACAAGUUAUUCUUGCUGAUAGACCAUUACCAUCGAAUGGAAAAUUUUAUUGGGAAAUAUAUAUGCCAGCUGUUUAUGGAACAUCUAUUAUGUUUGGUAUUGCAACUAAAAAACAAAAAUUAGUAUCAGAAAAUUUUACUAAUUUAAUUGGUAUUGAUCAAUAUGGUUGGGCUUUAUCACAUCAUGGUUUAUUAUGGCAUAAUGGGAUUUCACGUUCUUAUUUGGAGAAAUCAUUUGAACCACUACGACCAGUUUUAGUUGGUUUAGAAUUUGAUGCUGAUGUUCGAACACUUUCAUAUACAAUUAAUAAUCAAUCAAUGGGUAUUGCUUUUGAUUCAAUACCAAAGAAUGUAUCAAUUUAUCCAGCUGUAUCAUCAACAAGUGCACAUAGUACAAUGAUUCUUAAACAUUGUUGUCAAAUAUGUUCAUCAUUACGUGAAAUUUGUUUGAAAAUUGUUCGAUCAACAAUAUUAUUCAAUAAUAUUAAUUGUCAAUUAAUACCUCAGCAUUUGAUUCGACAACUAAUGCGAUAA